CCACGCGGCCGUUCCCCCGCUUCGCUUCUGCCACCGUUCUCGUCUUCCUCUUCCUUCUCGGCCCUCCUUCCGUCCUCUUGGCAUCGGCAGUGCUGCCUCUUCUCCCCUUCUCGUUUCUUUAAUCGAUCGUUUUCCCUGUAAAUGGAUCGCGAAACUUUCCGAGUUUUGCCGCAUUCUCCUCCUCGUCGCUGUUGACGGAUCCGUAGUAUUAUUUGCGUGAUGUAGAUGUGAAGGUUUUGAUGGCGGUCUUGGUGUUGUGUGAUUAGGAUUAGGGACGAAUGGCGGAUAUCCGACACAAGGAAGCCGAUCGGGGGUGCCGGCGCGGCCUGGAGGAGCUGCUGCUGCGCGGAGGACGAGGGGAUGGGUGCGUGGGUGAGGAGGCGGAGGAGGCUAGCGCUGGUGGCGGCGAUGGCGCCGACCAGCUCGCCCGCCGCCGGCGCCGGUCAGACCUAGAGGGGGAUGACCUGGCCGAGACGUCGGCCGCUGCUCGCCGCCAUUCGCGGAUCCUGAGCCGGUGGGCGGCGCGGCAGGCGGAGGAGAUGAUCACCACCAUUGAGAGGAGGAACCGGGAGUCGGAGCUCAUGGCGCUCGCGCGGCUCCACGCCGUUUCCAUGCUCGACGCCUCCUUCCUCCGUGAGUCGCGUCGGGCGCAGUCCUCGGUCGAGCGCCCCGUGGCUGCGCGUGCCUCCUCCGUGCUCCGGAUGUGGCGCGAGCUGGAGGAUGAGUCUAUCGCUGGGGAUCGGAGAAGUCCUGCACCCUCUCCUACCACCGCGUCCAACAACCACCGUAGUGCGCCGGAAACCCAUGACCCUAUGGUGCGGAGGAAUUCUUUGGACGUUGCCAGCGAGAUCAACGCUAGCGAAUUUUCUCAAUGGCCUGAUAGGCCGACGGCUCUAGGAAGGCGAGGUGCGGUCGAGGAUUCUGAGGAUUGGAGAUCAAGCAGGGAGCAGUCUCCUGAUAUUGGAAGUGGUGGUCAUGGGGAGAGGGAGAGGGUGCGAGAGAUUGUUAGCGGGUGGAUGACAGAGAUAGACAUGACAGACACUGCAUCACAAAUAUUGCCAGGGAGUGAUAGCCCAAGGAGUGAGUGGCUUGAUGAGAGAGAGCGUGAGAGGGUGAGGCUGGUCAGGGAGUGGAUGCAAACUGUGAGCCAGCAGAGGGAUGGUUGGGCUAGCAGGAGGGAGGAACGGGAUAGGGAAGGUCUGGUUGCAAAUCAAGAAAAUCGUCAACGACAACAUGUCCAGAGGAACUUGCUGAGGCUCCGUGGAAGGCAGGCUCGCCUUGAUCUGAUCAUGAGAAAUGUCAGGGAGAGGGAAAGGGAGCUUCAGGCUUUGUCAGAGCACCAGCCUGUUUCACAUUUUGCCCACCGCAAUCGCAUACAGGCUGUACUCCGAGGUAGAUUCCUGAGAAAUGGUGGACCAGUCGAGGAUGGGCAGCGGCAUUCAGUUGCAGCUGGAGAAUUAGGUCAACUUAGACAGCAUCAUACGGUAUCUGGCUUCAGGGAAGGAUUUCGUUCCAGAGAGGAUGGUAUUGUCACAGGUCCAGCAAGCAACCAAUCUGAUGGUAUUGUCACAGGUCAAGCAAGCAACCAAUCUGUUGAUGUUGAUAACAUCAAUGUAUCUAGUAACAAUCUCUUUGUCUCAAGCACAAUGGAGGUAUUGGAUGAGACCCAUGAUCAAUUCCGAGCACAUGAUACUAAUGUUGAUGGACAUCAACCAGAAGAGGUGUAUACUACAUUUCAGAUGGAAAGCAGCAUGCAAAUCAGUGAUAUGGUCGGGAGAGGGUCUGCAAUUCAGGAAGAUAAUUGGCUGGCAGAUGAUGUUGAACAUGAGCAAAGGGAUUCACAACAGCCUAUUGAACUGGGGUCUACUGUACAGCAUGAUGGCCCUAUCGAAGAACAUAAUAGUAACUGGCAUGAAAAUGAAGACCAAGAAUGGCUUCAUGAUGCCCCUGAAGAUGAAGAUGGACGAGAUAGCCAUCUUCUGGAAGCACAUGAGCAUUGGCAUGAAGAUAAUUCUCAAGUGACUGAAGCAAACUGGCAAGAUGGACCAUCGGACUCCUUCAAUGAGCAACAUUCUUUUCCUGUUAUAAGGAACACAUUUGUUUCAUCAGAAGAUGGUGAUUAUGUGUAUAAUGUGGAACUUCGUGAACUCUUAAGCAGGAGAAGUGUAUCUAAUCUUCUUCGCAGUGGGUUUCGUGAAAGUCUAGACCAACUUGUACAAUCCUAUAUACAGAGGCAGGGGCGUGAUCCAUUUCAGUGGGACAUGGAAAGAACAAUGCCUAACCAUGUUUUACCAGGGGAAGAUCAGAGCCAGCAAAGAGAUCUAAUUCAUGGCCAACGCGAUUCUGUUACCAGGCCUCUACAUGCUACACCAAUGCCACCAACACCACCUCCACUGCCGCCAUGGCACUCAGACUUACAUCAUAGUUGGAGUCGGCAGAGCAUUCGCCGCCCAGAAGUUGAAUGGGAUAUGAUUAAUGAUCUAAAGGCUGACAUGGCUAGGCUUCAGCAAGUUAUGAGUAAUAUGCAGCGGAUGUUGGAGGCAUGCAUGGAUAUGCAGCUAGAGUUGCAGCGUGCUGUUAGACAAGAGGUCUCAGCAGCUUUGAAUCGUUCUGUUGGAGAACAUGGUGAGGAGUCGUCACAGGAUGGAACAAAAUGGCGUAAUGUGAGAAAAGGGGUUUGUUGUGUCUGCUGUGAUAGUCAUAUCGAUUCUCUUCUUUACAGGUGUGGGCACAUGUGCACUUGUUCGAGAUGCGCGAAUGAGUUGGUUCAAGGUGGAGGCAAGUGCCCUUUGUGCCGCGCACCCAUUGUUGAGGUGAUUCGUGCUUAUUCCGUAGUGUAGAAAUAAUAAUAAACCAGGUUGAAGAUGAAGGUGCCAUCAACUUCUAAGCGGUCAACUCUCAGUUUCAUCAAAGAUGUAAUCCAUGGUUAUCGUGGUCUCUUUGGCUGAGGUAUUCUUAGCAGAAAUUUUUGAGACGUCAGGAAUGUUUGUAAUGGCACUUUCUCCACUGAUUUGCAAUAAAUAAAUUGGAAUGAGAGGAAGAGAUUGGGAGUUUUCUCAUUUUCAUGUUGGA
Musa acuminata subsp. malaccensis (wild Malaysian banana) is the source of this 3072-nucleotide messenger RNA. RefSeq lists its product as uncharacterized. NCBI's taxonomy places the organism in Eukaryota, Viridiplantae, Streptophyta, Magnoliopsida, Zingiberales, Musaceae. The record is from RefSeq and is a predicted model, not a curated record.